UACGGAUUUAAAAAGUUUUAGUACUUACUGUACAUUCCUGGAGAUUCGUCUUAAACUAUUAUUAUUAAAAAAAACCAGCCAUCACAAAAUCUCUUGAUAUGUAUAUUUAUCAAAUUUAAUCGUAGAAAGCUAGAGAAUUUCGUCGCGACAGGCCACCCAACCUUUCUAGGAAAACCCGGGGUUAUCACCACUUAUUCGAGGAGUAUAAGUUGCUUCAAAAGCCAUCACCCGGAAUGACGGCGGUAGAGGUUUUUAUUGUUUUAUUCGGUUUCCUGAGCCAUGGAUCGUCCUGGAUGCUCGAGGAGGAUUGCGGAGAAAUUCAAGGUGUUGAAGGUAGAAUUCUUAACGGGGUUGAUGCGAAGAUCUUACAUAAUCCUUGGAUGGCACUAAUCAAAACCCCGACAGAAUUUCUUUGCGGAGGAACGCUUAUUACUAGACGAUUCGUUUUGACUGCUGCGCAUUGUGAAUGCUCCAAUAAGGACUGCACUAAAAAACAUACGGACAUCACUGCUCGCUUGGCAGAAUAUGACCGGUCGACGUUGGUAGAUUUCGGACUUACGUAUGAGGACUUUCCUGUUGAAAAGGUUUACGCACACAAGGGUUUUGUAAUGAGAAAUCACCAGAACGAUAUAGCUCUGCUUAAACUAAAAGGAAUUGUGGAAUACAAACGCCAAAUUCAACCGAUUUGCAUUCCGUUGGAGAGUCGGAAAAAAUCGGGAAUGGCUAAAAUUAUGAAAUUCACGGCAAUCGGCUGGGGAAAGACUCAAAGCGGUACUAAUAGUGAUGUCCUCCAAACUGUCGAAAUAAACAGAAUACCUAAUGAAGAUUGCGAAAAUAUAAUCUGGGAAGGACUGGUUGACUCACAGAUCUGUGGUGGCACAGGUACUAAAAAAGACACCUGCACAGGAGACUCCGGAGGACCCAUAUCCUCAUCAGUUUAUUACAUGGGCAAAUGGCGCGAAACCCAAAUCGGAAUCACUAGUUUUGGACCCUCACAAUGUGGCGGAGCGGCCGUAUACUCCGAUUUAAUGUACUUUUCCGACUUUAUAGAGCAAACUGUCAUGGAAUCCGACAUUACUGUCGUACUUCCGAAGCUUCAAUUCUUGGAUGCGGGGUGCUUGGCCACCGAAGCAUCAACCGGCGGAAAAUCUUUUCCGUGGUUGGCUCACGUCUACAUGGACGCUUUUCUGAUCACCUAUGGAACGCUAAUCUCCGACAGGUUUGUGCUGACAACUGCCCAGUUUCUUCCCGAAAACGCUCCAUUAGAGGUUCGCCUGGGAAAGUUCAGUGGAAGUUAUGAGGUUACCCAUAAGGUCAAGACUUUGCACAAGCAUCCUGACUUCGUGAGGUUGGCCCAGAACGACAUUGCCCUGAUUGAACUGAAGAGUGUAGUAAAGUACAACAAUUUAAUCAGGCCGAUUUGUAUGCCCUCAUUAACCGACAAUAAGGAGCAGCAGAUGUUCCAGAAAAAGGCUGACCAAGCCGAUAGACUGCGUGUCGUUGGCUGGGGCAGGUGGGCUUCAACGAUGGUUUAUCGGGCCAAUUCCAGCGAGUGCUAUCAGCAGGACCACCAGGAAAUUGGAGACAAGCAGAUCUGCGUGGACCAUCCUUAUGACCUGAACUUGGGCAGUGGCAGUCCCUUAGUUAGGUCCUUCAAACACGGAGGAAGCGAAGGAUUCACCCUCGUCGGAUUGGCCAGCUUUGGAAGACACGGUCCUCGUCCCCAGGACGUCUACACCAAUGUUUUGAGCUACUUGGAUUGGAUUCGCCCUUUGGUUAAGCAGUAGAGUCCUUCUAAAAUCUCAACAACUUGUUAUAAUUCGUCUACGAAUAAAUGAAUCGUCUUUACUUGAA
Drosophila rhopaloa is the source of this 1854-nucleotide messenger RNA. Its product is annotated as polyserase-2. Bases 234 to 1787 code for a protein of 517 amino acids. Gene Ontology annotation, molecular function: serine-type endopeptidase activity. NCBI's taxonomy places the organism in Eukaryota, Metazoa, Arthropoda, Insecta, Diptera, Drosophilidae. The record is from RefSeq and is a predicted model, not a curated record. Gene Ontology annotation, biological process: proteolysis. The transcript has 7 exons.